AUGUCUACGAUGGAAGAACCGCUAUAUCCUAUAGCUGUUUUGAUAGAUGAGUUAAAGAAUGAUGACAUUCAGCUACGGUUAAACUCAAUUCGUAGGCUAUCGACUAUUGCGCGUGCUCUCGGGGAGGAACGAACCCGGAAGGAGUUAAUUCCAUUUUUGAGUGAAAAUAAUGACGACGAUGAUGAAGUACUCCUUGCGAUGGCAGAGGAAUUGGGGGUGUUUAUUCCUUACGUCGGGGGAGUUGAGUAUGCCCAUGUUUUGCUCCCACCUUUGGAGACUCUUUGCACUGUUGAGGAAACAUGUGUGAGAGAUAAAGCUGUGGAGUCGUUGUGUAGGAUUGGAUCUCAGAUGAGGGAGACUGACUUGGUUGAUUGGUUCAUUCCUCUUGUCAAGAGACUAGCAGCUGGGGAAUGGUUUACAGCUCGAGUUUCUUCAUGUGGGCUAUUUCAUAUUGCCUACCCUAGUGCCCCGGACAUGUUGAAGACAGAAUUGCGGUCAAUAUACAGCCAGCUGUGUCAAGAUGACAUGCCCAUGGUUAGGAGGUCUGCUGCUUCUAAUUUGGGGAAGUUUGCUGCCACUGUUGAACCUGCACACUUGAAGACUGAUAUCAUGUCAAUUUUUGAGGAUCUUACCCAAGAUGAUCAAGAUUCUGUUCGUUUAUUGGCUGUCGAGGGUUGUGCUGCUCUUGGGAAAUUAUUGGAGCCUCAGGAUUGCAUUGCACAUAUUCUUCCUGUUAUUGUUAAUUUCUCUCAGGACAAGUCAUGGCGUGUACGCUACAUGGUUGCAAAUCAACUAUAUGAACUUUGUGAAGCUGUGGGGCCUGAGCCUACCAGGACGGACUUGGUCCCUGCAUAUGUGCGGUUACUUCGUGAUAAUGAGGCUGAAGUACGUAUAGCAGCUGCUGGAAAAGUAACUAAAUUCUGCCGCAUUUUAAGUCCAGAACUUGCUAUUCAACAUAUUCUCCCCUGUGUGAAGGAACUGUCAUCAGAUUCUUCCCAGCAUGUACGCUCUGCUUUGGCUUCAGUUAUAAUGGGAAUGGCUCCUGUCUUGGGGAAGGAUGCCACAAUCGAACAGCUUCUUCCAAUUUUUCUAUCCCUCUUGAAGGAUGAAUUUCCUGAUGUGCGCCUGAAUAUAAUCAGCAAGCUUGAUCAAGUGAAUCAGGUUAUCGGAAUUGACCUACUAUCCCAAUCACUAUUGCCGGCAAUUGUUGAGCUUGCAGAGGAUAGACAUUGGAGGGUCCGACUUGCAAUUAUAGAGUACAUACCUUUAUUGUCAAGUCAACUGGGUGUUGGGUUCUUUGAUGAUAAACUUGGCGCUCUUUGCAUGCAGUGGUUACAGGAUAAGGUUUACUCGAUUCGCGAUGCUGCUGCGAACAAUUUAAAACGCCUUGCUGAAGAAUUUGGUCCUGAGUGGGCAAUGCAGCACAUAAUUCCACAGGUUUUGGAGAUGAGCACCAAUUCCCAUUAUUUGUACCGAAUGACAAUUCUACAUGCUGUCUCGUUGCUUGCUCCUGUCAUGGGUUCAGAAAUUACAUGUUCUAAACUGCUGCCAGUGGUCAUCAAUGCAUCAAAAGAUAGGGUUCCCAACAUCAAAUUCAAUGUGGCGAAGGUGCUGCAAUCCCUCAUUCCCAUAGUUGAUCAGUCUAUUGCAGAGAAGACAAUCCGUCCCUGUUUGGUUGAGCUAAGUGAGGACCCAGAUGUCGAUGUCCGUUUUUUCGCAAACCAAGCUCUCCAGACUAUUGAUAGCGUCAUGAUGUCUAGCUAG
Molecule: messenger RNA, 1764 nt
Organism: Dovyalis caffra
Lineage: Eukaryota; Viridiplantae; Streptophyta; Magnoliopsida; Malpighiales; Salicaceae
Source: the annotation of a GenBank genome assembly